AUGUCAAAUCUAGAUCCAAUUAUUUAUCCACACUUAAAAAUGAAUGUGCCUUCAUUUUUAAUAAAGACUUAUGAAAUAUUGGAAGUAUUAUUGACUAUAUUAAAAUAAGGAUGAAUCAAUAUAAGAAAUCAUAUCUUGGAACAAAGAAGGAACAGCAUUUAUAGUGUACAAUUCGCAUGAAUUAUCAUCAAAAGUUUUAGCCAAUUACUUUAAGCAUAAAAAUUAUCCUAGCUUUUUGAGGUAAGUAAAUAUCUGAAAGUAGAUAAUUAAAUAUGUAUAACUUUAAAAAGACUCGAAAUCAAUAUGGAGCAAGUGAAUUUAGACAUAAAUGGUUUAGAAAGGGUUAAAAGUAUUAUACUAUUAAUUCUAAUUUUUAGAAACAUGAUCUAGUAUAUUAGACGUAGAAAUCAAGAAGAAUCAGAUUUAAAAGUAGAAGCAAGAGAUUAAAAUUAAGAAUUCGAUACUUAUAAAAAAGAACAUGAAAAUAUGAAAAUAUUGCUCUAUGAUCUUUAAGAGACUCACAAAAUUAUGUCAAACAAUUUAGCUAAAUCCAUUCAUUAGUCAACAGAAAUGAAUAGAUAAAAUUUUAUCACUUUUCAAGUAUGAAAAUGUUUAAUCUAUAGAACAUAUAAAAAACCUAAUUAGAGUUUAAUAAAAAAUAUGAAUAUUUGUCAAUCAUGCUAACAAAUGUUUUAAACAAUCUUCCCAAUAUAUGUAUAAUAUACUCUCUAAAAAACAGUAACAAAUUUUAGAGAGAUGAUCAAAAUUUGCUAAGAUGAUUCAAACUUAUAACAAACUUAAUAUAGUUUAGAAAAUGGAACAUCAUAUUAAAAUCCAUAAGUUAUGUCCUAUAAUCAAUUCUAAUUUUAUGCCUAAAAAUAAAAGCCAUGUAUAUUGUUUUGUUUAAAUUUUAAGUUUAUUUUUACAACGAGAAAUAAUAAUAUUUUUACAACAAUACUCCUUAACUAGCCAUAACUGACAAGUAGAGCAACUUUUGUUGUAAGUUUCAUUUAUUCAUAAUAAGCUCCAACCACCUAUUCAUUAUAAAGCAGUCAACCAAAUUCUCCUUAUAGAAUCUCAAAUAAUUAGUAAUAUCUUUUAGAUUAUUCAAAUAUAGAUUAGGUAUAAAUUACAUAUUAUUUUUAGUAAUAUCAAUAAGUAUGA
This is a messenger RNA of Paramecium sonneborni, 1164 nucleotides long. The record is from the annotation of a GenBank genome assembly. NCBI's taxonomy places the organism in Eukaryota, Ciliophora, Oligohymenophorea, Peniculida, Parameciidae.